GAUAUGACUACUGCUGUUGACACAUUGAGGGGUGAUCUGAAGGAGUAUUCAAAGUUCAAUUCUGAUCUGUAUAAUGAGCUAACUUGGCUCUUGACUAAGACCAAUUUCAGAGAACACUCUGAACUGGCUAAUUAUACUACUCACUCUGAGGGAAGAACUAUGCUAGUAAGUGAGCUCAAGAUGUUGUUCAUGGCGCAUCCCAUUAUCAAGGAGAAGACAAAACUUCCUGCAGUAGAAAGAGACAGACUAAAAAAUCUGAUGGCUCAAAGUAUCAAGUGGCAGCAUUUCCAAUGUGCAAAUUCUGUUCCAGAUAUAACUAUGGGAAGUCUUUUGGAGGAUCAUCGUUGCCCUUCACAUGCCGUGCAUGGCUUUGCUGUCUCGACGAGCGGUCAGAACUUUGCUGGCUCGACGAGCGGUCAGAACUUUGCUGGCUCGACGAGCGCUCAGAACUUUGCUGGCUCGACGAGCAGUCAGAGGACUCAUAACCGUGAGUGA
Molecule: messenger RNA, 495 nt
Organism: Impatiens glandulifera
Lineage: Eukaryota; Viridiplantae; Streptophyta; Magnoliopsida; Ericales; Balsaminaceae
Product: protein TPR1-like
Exons: 3
Coding region: 4-495 (163 amino acids)
Biological process (GO): regulation of DNA-templated transcription
Source: RefSeq, a predicted model, not a curated record